This is a messenger RNA of Manis javanica (Malayan pangolin), 1202 nucleotides long. RefSeq names its product epididymal peptidase inhibitor (gene EPPIN). Gene Ontology annotation, biological process: negative regulation of peptidase activity. Gene Ontology annotation, molecular function: serine-type endopeptidase inhibitor activity. Gene Ontology annotation, cellular component: extracellular region. The record is from RefSeq and is a predicted model, not a curated record. NCBI's taxonomy places the organism in Eukaryota, Metazoa, Chordata, Mammalia, Pholidota, Manidae.
GUCUCUCAGGCAGGUGUCUUCAUCCCACAGUUGCUCCUCAGACAAAACGGAGUUUGCACCAGAAGGUAGAAGCUCCCUAUGAGCUCUGACAGUCUCUCCUGCUCUGGGCAACAUAACCUUGACACACGUCAGCUGAAAACCCUAUCAGGCUGCUUCCUCCCUCAUACCCCAUGUGGCAACAUAUUUACUUUUUGGCCUUAGUCAGUGUAUGAGUGCCAGAAGAGAAAAGGGACUGGGAUGCGAAGAAAGGGUGGGCGACGGAGGAGACACAGAGACCCGGGGAGACCCACAGAAAAAAAAAGUCACACACAGACCCAGAGAGGCACAAACAAAGAGAUGCCAAGAGAUCAAUAGAGACAAAAGGAGUGGCCAAUUAGUAUGCAGAUAAAAUGGAGGAUGAAUGGAGAAUGAGUACAUUCCUCAGCUCUCAAAGUUAUCCGGAAGAAGACCCCUGAUGGUGGCAUGCACUCCGAGGGUAGCCUGGGAAUUGAGACAAGUGGUGCCCGGACCCCUGGUUGACCAGAGGGCCCGGCCCAGCCCAGGGGCCUAAGGAUUGGGAGCCAUCCAAUAAGAGACCCGUCCCCAAGGACAUGGGCUGUAGAUGCCAGCUAGUCACAUGGAUGGUCUCAGGAACUUGGUGUUCCCAGCAGGAAAGGGGGUGGCUGGCCUGACUCCAGCUCUCAUAUCCAAGAUACUGACUGCUGAAGGAAUAGGCUGCACAAAGGCAGUUAGACAUUUUCGUGUUCUAGAACCACUGGACAGGCCAGCGCUUCUUCAGAAUGGAGCCUUCUGGACUUCUGGGCGUCCUGGUGCUAUCCAUCCUUCUAGUGAAUGUCCAGGGCCCUGGUCGGACUGACGGGCUCUUUCCCAGGAGAUGCCCCAGAAUCCACGAGAAAUGUGAAUUCCGAGAAAGGGAUGAAUGUAUGAAGGACAGACAAUGCCUGGGCAACAAGAAGUGCUGUGUCUUCAGCUGUGGAAGAAAGUGCUUAGACCUCCAAAAAGACAUAUGCAGUAUGCCAAAAGAACCUGGCCCCUGCAUGGCCUUUUUACUUCGUUGGUGGUAUGAUAAGAAAAAUGAUACCUGCUCCAGCUUCAUCUAUGGCGGCUGCCAAGGAAACAAUAACAACUUCCAAUCCAAAGUCAUGUGCCAGAACAUGUGCCCCCAAAAACGUGAGUUGCCAGGGCCAUGCUGGGAGGUCUAG